AUGGCCGCCGACCGCCGCUUCAAGAUCUUCGCAGCCGCCGAUGGCUUCGGCCAGCCGCUCAAGGACGCCGUCGUCGCGCACCUCCGCGCGCACCCCGCCGUCGCCGAGGUCGUUGACCUCGGCGUCGACAAGUACUACGCCGCCGCCGCCGCCGUCGCCCGACACGUCUCCUCUCCCGACUCGGCGCCCGACGCCCCCGAGGUCCGCGGCGUCGUCGUCUGCGGCACCGGCGCCGGCGUCUGCAUCUUCGCCAACAAGUACCCGCGCGUCUACGCCACCCACUGCGCCUCCCCCGCCGACGCCGUCAACACCCGCUCCAUCAACGCCUGCAACGUCCUCGCGCUCUCCGGCAGCGCCACGCCGCCCGACGCCGCCGCCGCCAUAGCCGACGCCUGGCUCGCCACGCCCUUCCGCGCCCCCUGCCCUGCCUCCGGCGACGCGCCCUGGCCGGAGGACAUCCAGCGGUUCUUCGACACCGCGCCGGACGAGAUGGCCGCCAUCCCGGAGGCGGCGGAGGGCGCCCCGGACUCGGCCUGCGCCAUCUGCUGCCUCAGGAGCGGGAUGGAGUUCGAGCCGGUGGGGAUUAUGCCCGGCGGCGAGAUGCGGAUCGUGCGGGAGAGCCCCACCUCGGCGUACGUCCGGUUCAAGGCUGGCAGUGUGGAGCCAGCGCACCACCACACCUUUGGCCACGACCUGGUGGUCAUCAAGGGCAAGAAGAAGGUCUGGAACCUCACCAAGAAGGAGAGCUACGACCUGGUGGACGGAGAUUUCCUCUUCACACCUGCCGGGGAUGUGCACAGGGUCAAGUACUUCGAGGACACAGAGUUCUUCAUCCGUUGGGAUGGCCACUGGGAUAUCUUUCUCGACGAGGAUCUUGACACUGCACACAGUGCCAUUGAUGCCGAGCUUGCAGCUGCCAGCAAGUGA
This is a messenger RNA of Miscanthus lutarioriparius, 927 nucleotides long. The record is from the annotation of a GenBank genome assembly. NCBI's taxonomy places the organism in Eukaryota, Viridiplantae, Streptophyta, Magnoliopsida, Poales, Poaceae.